AUGGCCGCCGAAAAGGCCACUGUUGCCUCCGGAGCUGACCUCGGCAGCGGGCUCCGGAAGCGUGUCGCCGAAUCGCCAGCUGCCAUCUCGCACCAGGCAAACCGCGUCGAUGACAAGAAGAAGCUUGCUAAGAAGGAACCAAGCCUUGUCAACACGCUCGAGCAGUGGGAGCCAAUCUUUGCCCCUCUCCUUUUCACGGCCCUCGCCUUCGUCACGCGCCUCUGGAAGAUUGGCAUCAGUGACAUUGUUACAUGGGACGAGGCUCACUUUGGCAAGUUCGGCAGCUACUACAUCAAACAUGAAUACUACUUCGAUGUCCACCCGCCCCUGGGCAAGAUGCUUGUCGGGCUUUCUGGCGUCCUCGCCGGCUACAACGGUUCCUUCGAGUUCAAGUCUGGCGAGAAAUACCCCGAGGAUGUCAACUUUGCCUUUAUGCGCGCCUUCAACGCCUUCUUCGGCAUUGUCUGCAUCCCCAUGGCCUACUACACCGCUCGAGAGCUCCAUCUGCGCCGACCUGCCGUCUGGCUCGUCACGCUCAUGGUGCUCUGUGAGAACUCGUACACCACCAUCAGCCGAUUCAUCCUCCUCGACUCCAUGCUGCUUUGCGGCACCGUCGCCACCGUCUUUUGCUGGGCCAAGUUCCACAACCAACGACACUCUAGCUUUGAGCCCGAGUGGUUCUUCUGGCUUUUCAUGACUGGCCUGAGCAUUGGAUGCGUCUGCAGCGUCAAGCUCGUCGGCCUCUUUGUCACUGCGCUGGUUGGACUGUAUACGGUUGAGGAUCUCUGGCGCAAAUUUGGCGAUACAAAGAUGCCUAUAACUACCCUUGGCGCUCACGUCGUCACCCGUGUCGUCGGUCUGAUUGUUGUCCCCUUUCUCAUUUAUUUGUUGUCCUUCGCCCUGCACUUUGCCAUUCUCGACAAGACUGGCCCAGGAGAUGCUCAGAUGAGCUCGCUGUUCCAGGCCAACCUCAAGGGCACCGAGGUCGGAAAGGACAGCCCCCUUGAGGUUGCCCUUGGGUCGCGGGCAACGAUCAAGAACAUGGGCUACGGCGGCGGCUUGCUCCAUUCACACGUCCAGACGUACCCCGAGGGCUCCCAGCAGCAGCAGGUUACGUGCUACCACCACAAGGAUGCCAACAAUGACUGGUUCAUCUAUCCGAACCGUGCUGAACUCGACUAUGAUCACGAGUCUCAGGACAUUCGAUUCAUCGGCGACAACUCGGUUAUCCGUCUAAUCCAUGCCCAGACGGGGCGCAACCUGCACUCUCACGACAUCGCGGCCCCGAUCACCAAGUCGGACAAGGAGGUUUCGAGCUACGGCAACCUGACUAUCGGUGACAACAAGGACCAUUGGAAGAUUGAGGUUGUCCGUGACCCUGCAUCUCGGGACCGAAGCAGGAUUCGGACUCUCACAACCGCGUUCCGUCUUAAGCAUGAAGCCCUGGGCUGCUACCUCCGAGCCGGCAACAAGAACCUGCCUCAGUGGGGCUUUAGACAAAUCGAGGUUACCUGCACCAAGGACAACAACCCUCGGGACACCUACACGCACUGGAAUGUCGAAGCCCACUGGAACGAAAAGCUGCCCCCUGGCGACCCUGGUGUCUAUAAGUCGCCCUUCUUCCAUGACUUUGUCCAUCUCAACGUGGCCAUGAUGACGUCCAACAACGCUCUGGUGCCGGACCCCGACAAGCAGGAUGACCUAGCUUCCCAGUGGUGGCAGUGGCCUAUCCUGCACGUCGGUCUUCGCAUGUGCGGCUGGGACGACAGCAUCGUCAAGUACUUCCUCUUGGGUAACCCCUUCGUUUACUGGGGCACGACGGCCGGCCUGGUGGUCGCCGGCCUGGUUGUGACGUGGUACCUGCUGCGAUGGCAGCGUGGGAUGAAGGACCUGAACCAGCAGGAGAUUGACCAGGUUCACUACUCUGGCAUCUAUCCGGCCGCCGGGUGGUUCUUGCAUUACCUGCCGUUCGUCGUCAUGGCCCGAGUCACAUACGUGCAUCAUUACUAUCCGGCGCUCUACUUUGCCAUCCUCACAUUCGGCUUCCUGGUCGACUGGCUUGUGAGAAACCGCAACCAGGUGGUGCAGAGCGCCGUGUACGGCAGCCUUUACGCCGUCACCAUCGGCCUUUACAUCCUCUUUAUCCCGAUCUGCUGGGGAAUGACCGGGUCCAACAAGCAGUACAGCUACCUGAAGUGGUUCGAGAACUGGCGAAUUUCUGAUUGA
This is a messenger RNA of Hirsutella rhossiliensis, 2226 nucleotides long. RefSeq names its product dolichyl-phosphate-mannose-protein mannosyltransferase domain-containing protein. Gene Ontology annotation, molecular function: dolichyl-phosphate-mannose-protein mannosyltransferase activity. Gene Ontology annotation, biological process: protein O-linked glycosylation via mannose. Lineage: Eukaryota; Fungi; Ascomycota; Sordariomycetes; Hypocreales; Ophiocordycipitaceae. The transcript has 5 exons. The record is from RefSeq and is a predicted model, not a curated record. The coding region runs from base 1 to 2226 and encodes 741 amino acids. Gene Ontology annotation, cellular component: membrane; endoplasmic reticulum.